This is a messenger RNA of Chara braunii, 1068 nucleotides long. The record is from the annotation of a GenBank genome assembly. NCBI's taxonomy places the organism in Eukaryota, Viridiplantae, Streptophyta, Charophyceae, Charales, Characeae.
UACGUGUUGUCUACUUUGACGACGAGUCGACGACACAAAGAGAGGAUAUCCGUAGGUCUCGAUGUUCGACAACACGAGGGAGGAGCGUUCCAUCCCCAGAUCGUUUUCGUCAUCCGUGCGGCAAAUCAAAACAUUUUGGGAUAAGAGGAAUGACCGGAUCCGUCCUCUAGGCACCGUGUCCCCGAAUGACGUUGAGGGAAUGAAACGGAAAAAGAAGUGGGAAACGUUCAUGAACGGCGCCUGCAAAAUGACACCUGAUUCCGGCCUCAUGAACUCGUCCCUGGAGAACGACUACUGCAAGGACUGGACGAACAAGAUGCGCGGAUACAUGAAUCUUGCGCAGUGCGGCGAGAUGGUAUGGCCACUAGUAGAGAAAUUCUUUGACAUGUACGAGAAAGGGUUAUUGCCAAGAAUCGACGGUGUGAGAUACAUCGAUCUGCCGGGGAAAGUGGAAGGGAGGUUGCCUGGGCAAUACUUCCUCAAGGACCACUCCGGCAGAAAAGUCAUGUACCACUGCAUCAAGGCCAAAAAGGGGUCGCAAGGCGCAACGCUGUCUAUACCGGACUUGACGCCCUCAAUCUUCAAGUUGUUUGACGAUAUAACAGCGAGAGAGAAGCAAGUGGUGCUUCGCCACAUGAUGCUUGGUGAUGUCAUCGUGACAUCACGUACGGUACCUCGUGGUAGAUGCAACAUGGCGGACCUGGUAAAAUAUACUCGGCGUGAAAGAUAUAUGGUCAGUAUGUUCAACUACAUAUUGUUCACGGUCGAGGGGAGGUCAAAGGAAGAGUGGACCGCUGACUUCUUCAUCGGUUAUACGACCAUCUUGGAGAGGUACAGCAAAAACGGCCUCACUGACGAGAAAUGGACCGAGGAAUGCGACCGCAUCCCUGACGACAAGGCGAGGAAGGUGCCGAGGCGUUUGGGCGGUCCUGAUGAGAUUAAUGGCGAGAACGGUGCGGGGCUGGAGGCAACCCAAGCCAUGUACAAGGAAACCAACACUGAAUUCGUGAAAACCUAACAAAACCACAAAACCUAACAUUUUUUAUAGAAUGAAAAAGUAAAAAUCAA